Molecule: messenger RNA, 792 nt
Organism: Capsicum annuum
Lineage: Eukaryota; Viridiplantae; Streptophyta; Magnoliopsida; Solanales; Solanaceae
Exons: 1
Coding region: 1-792 (263 amino acids)
Source: RefSeq, a predicted model, not a curated record
AUGGCUGCACUGAGAAUAGAGCACAUGGUUUACCAGGAUACACUAUCUAAGGUAAGAGCUAGUUCAGUAACACCAGGAGGUCAAUUGAAUGUAUAUAAGGAAAUUAAGGAAUCAAGCAAAGCUCAAAAGCAGAAUUGCAUUAACACGGGAGGACAUAGGGCUUGGGUAAGGUUCCUUUGUGCCAAUUAUUUGACAGUGAAAGGCAUGAACCUGACAUAUAUCCCUCUGAUUAUUAAAGAAGGGGAGGUUAUGGUGCAAUUAGAAGGUGAAGAUAUAUCUAAAAGAAAUACCAUAUGGAAAAAAGCUCUAAUUAUGUAUGUAGUGGGGAAUAUGCCAAUGAUUGGAGCUGUUGAGAGAUUCAUCGCAGCACAAUGGCAAUUUGUGCAGAAGCCAAGGGUAUAUCUUCAUGCAGAAAGGUAUUUUGUAGUAAAAUUCUCUUCUGUUGCAGAGAGGGAUGAGGUUUUUGUUUCGGGUCCAUAUACAUUGGCUAGCAGACCUAUUAUUCUAAAAGCAUGGACGAAUGAGUUUAAUCUCCAUGAGAAAGUUCUGAAAACUAUACCCUUAUGGGUGAAACUCCCAACGUUACCUUUGAACUACUGGAGCAAUAAGGCACUAAGAUUGGGAGUGCACUGGGAAAUCCCAUUUACGCAGAUGCUUUCACUAAAAAAUGUGGAGAAAAUAUCAUAUGCAAGGUUACUUGUAGAAAUAGAUGUGAUGCGACCCUUGCCAGGUAGUGUGAAAGUGUGUGAUACUGAAGGAAAAGUUUUGCAUCAAAUAGUCUUGUAUGAGUGA